AGCCGUGGGGGCAGGAGCCGGCUAUAUAAGCGGCGAGCCGGGCCGCCGCGGGGCAGACGGCGACAGCAGCGGCGGCGAGCGCGUCGGAGCGCAGCGGAGCAGCGCCCACGUAGCCCCGCGCCCCUCGACGUGUCCGCCUGCCCUCCCGAGGAGCGCCGACCCGGGCCCGCGAGGGCCGCCGCCACCCCGCAGCAGAUUUGGAUCCCCCGCCCGGCGAGCCCCAGGCUGCUGCCUCCCGGGGGGCCCCGGCGCAGCGGCCGCCCCCGGAGAGCCCCGCCGCCCCGCCGCCCGGCCCCGAAGACGCCGGCAGCGCCAUGGCGGCCGCCAAGCCCGGCGAGCUGAUGGGCAUCUGCUCCAGCUACCAGGCAGUGAUGCCGCACUUCGUGUGCCUGGCCGACGAGUUCCCACAGCCCGUGCGGCCCGCCAAGCUGUCCAAGGGCAAGGGCCGGCUGCGGCGGCCGCGCCAGUCCCGCUUCAAGACGCAGCCGGUGACCUUCGACGAGAUCCAGGAGGUGGAGGAGGAGGGCGUGUCCCCCAUGGAGGAAGAGAAGGCCAAGAAGUCGUUCCUGCAGAGCCUGGAGUGCCUGCGCCGCAGCACGCAGAGCCUGUCGCUGCAGAGGGAGCAGCUCGGCAGCUGCAAACUGAGGAACAGCCUGGACUCCAGCGACUCCGACUCGGCCCAGUGAGGGGCGCCGCCCGCAGCCGGGACUCGCGCGCCUCGGCGGCCCGCCGGGGACAGGUGUGCGAACCCCUAGGGGCCCCGCCCCCCCGGGGUCCCCCCGAGAACCGGGGACCGCCGCCCCUCGAGCGCUUGCACCCUCGCCCGGCUGCGAACUGGUCGGGGCGCCCCGAGCUGCGCUCGCCCUGGGCGGGAGCGCGUGCCGGGGCGCCAGGGAGGGGGCCCGCUUUCUCUGCCCUUGUAAAUGUUUAUUUUUUAACUCUUCCCAGUACGAACUCUGCUGUGAGUGUGUGCGGGGAGGCGCACCCUCGCUGAGUCGCCCCGGGUCACCAGGGCUUCCCGGAGAGCCGCUCCACGCCCUUGUCCGAUGGUUUGCAACUCCGAUUUUGCACACGGCUCCACCGUGCCCCCCAGCGCACACCCGUUCACACUCACGCCCACACACUCUCGCUGAACACUUUUAUAAUUGUUAGGCGCGGCCGAUGGGACUUGGGGCGCAGCGCAGCUGCUGCUGUGGCCGGAGGAUUGAUAUUUAUUUUUGCAUUGCGAUGGCUAACGGCGUUUAUUUAACGAUCUUUUUACCUGGAUAUGUCUGUGAGACUCCCGAACGGAGACAAAUAAAGUCAAUAUAUUUGCACAGUGCAUUUCUCAA
Balaenoptera musculus (blue whale) is the source of this 1331-nucleotide messenger RNA. RefSeq names its product chromosome 8 C11orf96 homolog (gene C8H11orf96). The transcript has a single exon. The record is from RefSeq and is a predicted model, not a curated record. The coding region runs from base 315 to 686 and encodes 123 amino acids. NCBI's taxonomy places the organism in Eukaryota, Metazoa, Chordata, Mammalia, Artiodactyla, Balaenopteridae.